Priapulus caudatus is the source of this 999-nucleotide messenger RNA. RefSeq lists its product as uncharacterized. NCBI's taxonomy places the organism in Eukaryota, Metazoa, Priapulida, Priapulimorpha, Priapulimorphida, Priapulidae. The transcript is spliced from 4 exons. The record is from RefSeq and is a predicted model, not a curated record. The coding region runs from base 101 to 739 and encodes 212 amino acids.
GGGUACCUGGUCACAUAUAUAAGACAAAAAUAUGCGGAAUGUAUUAUUUCCUUGUGCUCUCGUGUUCUGAUAUCAACAUCGUGUACGACUAACUGCCGUCAUGUUGAAGUUUUGUGUGAUCUUUCUCGUGAUAUUCGUUGUUUGGCCAUCGCAAGCAUCUGAAAGUGAUCUAAUUAAGUUACCUCUGCCUCUACCGCCUGAUCCGCUAAUUCUUACUAUACCGCCAGCUUGUGAAGUUGAUGGAGAAGUGCGCGCCGAGGGAGAUGUGUGGCAGAAGCCCAUCGGUUCUUCUGAGUGGGGAUGUAAAUUGGAAUGUUCAUGUUGUGAAGGACGAGAACACUGUGCUUUGUGCCUGCCGCCACCUUUCCUGGACGAGAAUCCUGGAUGCUAUUACAUACCAGACAACAGCAAACCGUCACCACCUGCCCCGUGUGCAGGACGGGGCAGUUAUGGUCCACCUCCAAUGUUACUGGGCCUUACUCCGCCGUGCUGUCCCACUAAGGACACGGCUAGUCGCAUCUGCAGAACAGACGCCUCCUUUGAUCCGGAGAAAUACGCACAGUACCUGCUUUUCUGGAUGGCACCAGACUCAGCCGCAGAAAUGCCGGACAGCAGUGAUCCCAACUAUCUGCAGGAGCUGGAGGCCCACUUUUGGAAUCAAGUGGGACCGGAGGGGCCGAAGGGGCCUUUGGGACCGGAGAAGCCGAAGGGCCCGUGGAAAGAAACAGAUGAUGCAUAAAUAUAUUCCAGCGCGCUAUGAGGCAUACACGCUGCUCUAUCUAAGACCGAAGCCUAAUCACAAACAAUUGUUAUUAAUUACUACUCAACAAAUGCCGUUUCAAUUUGCAAGAGGACUAUUUCAAAUAGUCUAUAAGAAAAAUUGAUGUUUGGACUAAUGUUAUGGCUUGUUUUGUUUCUGGCAACGAGCCCCUGCUAUCCAAGUUGUAGAACAAAUAAAGUUUAAUGCGUACAUCAGACGUGUACGAACACAACCAUGCA